GCAGCAUCGCUCUACCUACGUCAUUAUGACGUAGGGCGUUGCGUGGGCUAGCUAUAGCAGCGUUAGCUGUGUAACGGUGAUGUUGUAAUGUAGAGGGUGUCUGAGGAUUUCCAAAAUAUCGACGCAGAUCGACAUUGAUGAGAGGAUUUUAUUAAUGCUCUGUGCCAUGUCUGUGAAGAGCCCAUCAGACCUGCUCAAUGAAAACACGUACAUCCCACCCUCACUGACCCUUGACCAUCUCUGCUUAUCGCAUGAAAGAAAGUUGGGCCUGACAGAGACUCAUGGGUCAAAUCCUUUCUCUCUAAAGAGUCAACUUAAUUACGGCAGCACAAACUCUCUCCAGCUUCUCAAAGGCAUUAUGGGAGGACUAGAUGAUGAUGAUGAUGUAUCCCUCCGGCACCAGGAAGAUGAAUGGAGCAGAAAUCAGGAGAAUGAGCACGGUCUUCCAGGCUCCGAGAGCAAUGCCAAGUGGAUGAAGGAAGAUCAGAAUCAAAUAUGCAAGUUAGCAGAGCAGCAGCAACAAGACCAGAAUCUCAACCUGGUUGAAAACAAGAAUGAAUCCACUGACAGAAACCCAAACCAGAACUCACAGCGGCGCCAUGAAGAGAAGAACAAGACCCUGAAAGCGCUCUGCUCUGACCAGCACAGUUGGGCAGCUGAUGAACCUCUUCUGAUUUACUCUUCUAACACUCUGAUGGAGAAGAAUCAAGAAAACCAAGAGCAGACGAGAGACGAGGAAGUAGAAAGAGAGAAAGAGGAAGAUGUAAAUCCCAGUGGAGGCGAGAACACCGAUUCUGCUGAGAUUCAGAAGAAAGGAGGUGAAGGUGGCAGCAGAAAUGCUUGUUUGCUGUUCAGUAAGAACGGCAUUCCCAGCGACGAGGACUCCAGCUGCAUGUCGCUGUCACAGGGAAGCACUGCAAGCAGCACCCCAGAUGGAGAGCCAGAGUCCUACUGGGAUGGCAGUGCAUUUGAAACAGACACAGACCUGCCCGCUGGAUGGAUGCGAGUGCAGGACACAUCAGGCACCUACUACUGGCACAUUCCCACAGGUACCACGCAGUGGGAGCCACCUGGGCCCCUAGAGGAGAGACCAGCCAGCACGUCACCUGCGGUCACACCUGCUGAUGAGCCACAGAUUACAUGGAGUGGUGUUUCUCAUCCAAACACAUUCAUUGAGGAAGAGCACUGGCAGAAGGAGGACGCGGCUUCUGAUGAAAGUCUGAAGGAGUUUGAGGGAGCGACUCUACGUUAUGCCUCCAUCAAUCUCAGUUUUUCUCAGUCUGAGGAGGAAGAGGAACAGACUUAUUUCAGCAGUAAUGAGGGGGCGAAGUGCUUUGCAGUGCGUUCUCUGGGCUGGGUGGAGAUAUCAGAAGAGGAAAUGGCUCCUGGCAGGAGUAGUGUUGCCGUUAAUAACUGUAUCCGACAGCUGUCCUACCAGAAACACAAUCUUGAUGACACGGCUGGCAUCUGGGGCGAGGGGAAGGAAAUGCUUCUGGUGCUGGAGAAUGAGACUCUGAACCUGAUCGAGCCUCACGGUCGAACGCUGCUGCACUCUCAGCCGAUCAUCAGCAUUCGUGUGUGGGGAGUUGGACGUGAUGAUGGCAGGGACUUUGCAUAUGUGGCACGAGACAAGUUGACUCACGUGCUCAAGUGUCAUGUAUUUCGGUGUGACACCCCUGCAAAGCACAUUGCCACAAGCCUGCAUGACAUCUGCUCAAAGAUAAUGGCCCAGAGGAAGUCAUCCAGCAGACUGAACACUGACCCCUCAAGACUUAGGGACAUCCCUUUCCAGGAGUUCCCAGCUCCCAAGAAUGAGCUGGUCCAGCGCUUCCAGGUGCGGUACUUGGGUCGUGUGCUGGUGGCAAAGCCAGUUGGCAUGGAUGUGAUUAAUGUAGCACUGGAGACGGCUCUUAACAAAGACCAGGAGGAUUGGACACCUGUGACUGUGAACGUGGCAUCCGCUACACUCACUAUUCUGACUUCUGAGGCAGAGGAAGUUCUUUCUGAAUGUCGUGUGCGUUUCCUGUCGUUUAUGGGAGUCGGGAAGGAUGUGCACACGUUUGCAUUCAUAAUGGCUGAGGGACCUGGAGACUUUAUCUGCCACAUGUUCUGGUGUGAUCCAAACGCAGCAAGUCUAAGUGAGGCCGUACAGGCCGCCUGUAUGCUGAGGUAUCAGAAGUGUUUGGACGCUCGGCCUCCCAGCAGUGGCAGCUCUUGUCUGCCCGGCCCGCCUGCUGACUCGGUCGCCCGCAGGGUCGGAUCCAGCGUGAAGAAGGGUGUUCAGAGUCUGCUGGGUAGCUUCAAGAGAUCUGGAUCUCAGACUCCCUAAAAAGGAAAACACUUCCACAAAUAUGUUUUGUUCUGUGUGUGUGUUUGUGUGUUUUAUGGGCCUACUAUUAGAGGGUCGUUCCCGCCACUGCGACUGUCCUCCUGCGGUUAGCGUGCAGCAGGAACCAGAGGACACAUUGCCAGAUAUUCCAUCGUUACGCAUUACAUUUUCAGUUGCUUUUUCUGUGUUUGUUUACAUUAGCAGAUGUACUGUAGAAGUGGUUUAGCACUACCGGGUGAUUUACCUGGAUUGGAUUUUCAGUGUACUCGAUGUUAUGUGGACUACACUCUCUAAUGACACUAAACAUUACGCAUGCUAUCAAAAAACACUAAAAUGAGCUUAUAUACUAUGCAAUGUGCUUUUUUUCUUUUUUAUUUGUUGUUCUUCCUCUGGCUUUGCAUUGUGACACAUACUGUGCUAGCUUUGACUGCUUUUCUUUUCUUUUGAAGAAUUGAUUGCUCUUCCCCAAACUCAGCAUAGAUGCGAACCGUGACUGAAAUCAGUAGCAAACCCAGAGUUAGUAACAUCUGUAUGCUGUUUACCCCAAAACAUCAACUCCUCAUUCACUCACUCUCAUGUUCCAGACCUGCAUACAUUCCAAAACUCUUUGACUUUAUGAAAAAAGGUGCAGUUCCACAUAUAUUCGACUUGCCUUGCUUACUGCAAGUCACAAAGCCUUUUCAUUUCUUCCAUUAUAGUUGAUUUUGAUGUUUGAUAAACUUACAUUAUACAUCACUGUACAUUUACCCACUCUGCCAGUUUGUGAACUUAAUUAGACAAUUUUAUUCAUUUGUAAAAUAGCAUUAACAUAUCCUAGUCUUCCAAAGUGUAUUUGCUCAUUAAGAAAGCCCCGCUUUAAAUGAGCAUUUCUUUUAAUUAUUAUUAUUUUUAUUUCUUUUACAUUUUUGUGCGUGUUUGAUAUGCUGGAUGGCUUUAUCUUGAUGAAAAAAAAGAUUUUUGAUUAUGAUCAAAAACACAAACUUAACAUCAGCAUAGUGUGUUUAACAAAGAAUGUGGCAUACGCUGAUUCUAGAGGGUGCUCUGCGUUUGUUCCUGUCCAGUUUGUACAUACUGCUGUCACUAAAAAUGUUUGUUUUUGUUUUUUUGGUCCCUCUUUUAAAUUGUACAUUGAAGUCAACUGAUUAUCUGCACAUAUUUACACAUUGGGGGGGGAAAUGUAUCUUAAAUUCUUUGCAACGAUGGAUGUCUUGCUGUAUAUAGAUUUUAUUUUUUUUCUUCUUUCUUUCAAAUACAACAUUGUAACAUAUUGCCAUGUCUUAAACUUUUAAGAAUGUCAAAUUCAUAAAUAUCAUGUUCUUUGAUUAUUCCAGUUAAUGUACAUACUGAAUUUAAUACACUAAUAAUGCAAGACAGCUUAAUUUUUCUGACCCAUUUUCACAUCUAAUUACACCUGUCGUUAAAGGCAAUUUUUGAAUGCGCUCUUUUUUUUUUUUUUUUUAUCCGUCUCGUGUAUCGGAAUGCUUCAUCUUGGCCCUGUUUACUCUAAUACUUUGUGUGUAGGUCUAGAUAAUGUAAUGUGAUGCUUAAAAUGCAGUGCCGUUGGUAACACUCUAGAAAACCUUUAUUGGAGAAUAAGCAUUCAUGUACAUGUAAAUAUUCUGCAUCACAUCAAGAAAUGGUAGCAAAGAAAAUGUCCUUUUUUCAAUGAAAUGCCAUGAGGGUACUUUAUGUUUGUGUGCCAAAAAGCACAGCUAUAAAAACACUAGCUUGAAAUGUUACUUGCUUAUGCAGAAAUAUUCACAGAUAGUAGAUAAAAGUACAUUUGCUUUUCAAAAUAAGGCAAAAUUUUAGCUAUGAUAUUCUGAAAAUUUAAGAUUGACUCCUAUAAACAUUAUGACUGAUGUAGGAUGUUUUUGUCAUCACAUUUUUAAGGAGAGUUGAGAAGUGAUUUCUUAAAAUGUAAAUUGGAUGUUCUAUAGAUGCAUAUAAUGUGACUGGAUGGAAUAAAAAGUUGAAAAUGCA
This is a messenger RNA of Onychostoma macrolepis, 4312 nucleotides long. RefSeq names its product amyloid beta (A4) precursor protein-binding, family B, member 1 (Fe65) (gene apbb1). Lineage: Eukaryota; Metazoa; Chordata; Actinopteri; Cypriniformes; Cyprinidae. The coding region runs from base 155 to 2329 and encodes 724 amino acids. Gene Ontology annotation, biological process: regulation of DNA-templated transcription. The transcript is spliced from 14 exons. Gene Ontology annotation, molecular function: transcription factor binding; amyloid-beta binding. Gene Ontology annotation, cellular component: nucleus; cytoplasm. The record is from RefSeq and is a predicted model, not a curated record.